Aphis gossypii (cotton aphid) is the source of this 2542-nucleotide messenger RNA. Its product is annotated as G-protein coupled receptor Mth-like. The coding region runs from base 42 to 1898 and encodes 618 amino acids. The transcript is spliced from 6 exons. Lineage: Eukaryota; Metazoa; Arthropoda; Insecta; Hemiptera; Aphididae. Gene Ontology annotation, molecular function: G protein-coupled receptor activity. The record is from RefSeq and is a predicted model, not a curated record. Gene Ontology annotation, biological process: cell surface receptor signaling pathway; G protein-coupled receptor signaling pathway. Gene Ontology annotation, cellular component: membrane.
ACCACCGACCACCGUCGCCGCGCGAACAGUGUGCACGCGCGAUGUAUACCGUCCGAUCGUGUUUCGCCGCCGUCGUCCCGUUGCUCGCCGCCGCCGCCGUCGGCUGGUCGCCGUCGGCCGCCGACGCCGCGGUCUGUUGCGACGGCGGCGCGGCGGCGUCCUGCCGGAACGGGAACCGGACGUUCCACGCGGUCGAGGCGAUCGGCGUCGCGACGUGCGGCGACAACCGGACGGCCGUGCCGGUCCGGAAGUGCUGUCCGCCGGGCCGGCCGUACGACCCGGAAGCGCGGUUCUGCGGCGGGCCGGCGGACGGCGUCGAGUACCGGCAGCGGAUGGCGCGACGGCUGCUCGACGGCUUCCGGUCGGCGAUGGUGGUGGGCUACGAUUACGAGCCGCCAAAGUGCGACGCGGCGCACGUGCUGGUCGACGUGUCCGCCGCCGAGGUGUCCGGGCUGAUGGGCGGCGGCGCGGACCCGUCGGCCGUCGACUUGCCGUCGGGCUAUUGCUUCGACGUGACGCCGUCCGAUGAGCUGGUGGCCAGGACGUGCCGGCCGCGCGACCAGUACUGCCGGUACCGGGGCCGUUACGCGUGCGUCAACAGGUGUUGCAAGGGUGACCGGAUGAUCGUCGCCGACGGCGGGUGCACGAAGAGCGAGACGCCGUUCGAGUUGUCCGCCUACGAGACGGACGCGGACGGCCGGCCGGCCGGUCGGUCGAACGUCACGGUGCUGCCGUACUACGCGCGGCUCGCGUGCGCCAACCGGGACAUGGUGGACGGCGGGUUCGCGUUGACGGUGGACGGCCGCGUCUACCGGCGCGCCGACGGCCGCGGCGCCCUCUUGCCGGCCACCGAAUACUGCGUGGAGCAGUACGCCACAGCGGCCGCGGCCGUCGCCGUCACCGUGGAGGCGUUCGUGUGCGUGCCGGACGUCGGGCCGGCCACCGCGGCCGUGGACACGCGCGGCAGCUGGAAGUACUUCGUCGUCCUGGCCGGUUUCGUGCCGUCGGUCGUGUGCCUGGCCGUCACGCUGCUCGUGUACGCCACGCUGUCCGGUCUGCGCAACGUGCACGGCUACUACGUCAUGUGUUACGUCGCCUGCCUGCUAGUGGCGUUCGUCUGCCUGCUGACCGUCCAGUGGAAGCAGGACGCCAUCGACGGCCAUCCGUGCGUGUUGUUCGGUUAUUUUACAUUAUUUGCAUUUUUGACAACAUUUUGCUGGUUAAAUGUAAUAUGCUUCGAUAUUUACUGGAUGUUAAGGUACAACAAUUCAAUAAACAAAAAUUCAUCUAUAUCAAUACGUACCAUUAUAUACCAUAUUUACUGUUGGGGAUUAUCAAGUAUUUGUGUAUCUACUGGUUAUUUAUUUCAACAUUCACACCACGAAUCGCUACGGAAAUUCGCACCUGAUAUUGGAACUCGUAGUUGUUGGUUUUCUGACAGCACUAAUUACGGAGUUAUAGUUUUCUUCAUACUACCCGUAUCUGUUAUGUUGUCAGCCAAUUUAAUUUUGUUCGUGCUAACUGCUAUUCACUGUUCAAGAAUAAAAUCUGAACUCAAUAAAUUCAAACGAUCCGAUUCAAAAACACAACGAUUUCUUGUUGACAAAGAAAAAUUUGUAAUGAGCGUUAAACUAUUUCUGGUUAUGGGAAUUCCGUGGACAUUCGAGAUACUAUCUAAAAUCUUACAAAAUGAUUGGUUCAUAUGGCACAUUUUAGAUGAAAUUAACGCACUACAGGGCGUGAUGAUAUUUAUUAUAUUUGUGGCCAAACGCAAAGUAAUUACAAGCUUACGGAAAAAGUUUAGAGGUUCUAUGGAUCACAGUGAGUCGACAAAAAUGAAUACUAUCUCUGGGUCGUCACAAAGCGGCAGUGCUCAUAAAAGUUAUAACGAUUUCUAAAUGCAAUAUGUAUAAUACACAUAUUCAUAUUAUGAAAUAUUAACUGUUAACACUUUAAGCCUUCAAGCAAAGAAAAAUGAUUAUUUUCAUUUUGUAUUAUCAUUAUAAAAAUAAAAUAAUAAUUAAUAUUCAUAAAAUUCGAUUUAUCAGAUUUUUUACUUAAAUAAUUUACUUACAGUCUAAAUAAGUAGGUACAUAAUUAUUAUAUGUAUAUUUAAAAAAAAUCUUACCUAAUAAAAUAAAAAAAAAAAUGUUAAUUUUUUUAAUUAAUAGUUUUCUUGAUUCUAAAUGUUCACUUUUAUUCACUUCUAAUAUACUAUGAAAAAUAAUUUUUUAAAGAAAUUAAGUAUCAAGUUUUGUGCUACCUACAAUUUCAUAGAUGCAAUUACACAAAUUCAUACCAUUAUUCAUUCAUUAAUCAUGUAUAUUUGCUAUUAUCAUGCAUAAAUUAUGAGAUGCUGAGAUGCUUACUUUUUAUUAUUUUUAAUAACUAUUUUUUUUUUUAAUUUAUUGUAAUUUUUACACAAAUACAUUUUAAGUAUAAUAAUGUUGCUAUUUGUUACGUUUAUUAUUUGUAUCUGUAGUAAAAAUAAUAUUGUGAAUAUUAAAUGGUGUUAUUAAUAAUUAUUCAACUGCAAACUAAA